UAAACAAACUUUCCAGUGGGACUGACUGUUUCCCUUUUGCGCUGCUGUGUUGGACCCAGACACCAGGAGUUUGAGGGACUUCCAAAUAUUUUUCUACCUGAAAUCAAGGCCCAGAUCCAGCCGCCACCAUGUCGAGCAAGCGUGCCAAGGGAAAGACCACCAAGAAGCGCCCCCAGAGGGCCACCUCCAACGUCUUCGCCAUGUUCGACCAGUCUCAGAUCCAAGAGUUCAAAGAGGCGUUCAACAUGAUCGACCAGAACAGAGACGGUUUCAUUGACAAGGAGGAUCUGCAUGACAUGCUGGCCUCUCUGGGUAAGAACCCCUCUGAUGAAUACCUGGAGGGGAUGAUGAGCGAGGCACCAGGGCCCAUCAACUUCACCAUGUUCCUCACCAUGUUCGGAGAGAGGCUCAACGGCACCGACCCCGAGGACGUCAUCCGCAACGCCUUCGCCUGUUUCGAUGAGGAGGGCUCAGGUGUGAUCCAUGAGGACCACCUGAGAGAGCUGCUGACCACCAUGGGCGAUCGCUUCACAGAUGAGGAGGUGGACGAACUCUUCAGAGAGGCGCCCAUUGACAAGAAGGGCAACUUCAACUACGCAGAGUUCACUCGCAUCCUCAAACACGGCGCCAAAGACAAGGAUGACGAGUAAAGCAAAAAGCCAACUGCCUCAUUCCUGCAUUCAUACUGCAACACAAAUAAGUCCCUAGUUCCUACCUUUGUGGGCCUUGUAGGCCUUAGAGAAAUUAAAUAGGAUUUUUUAAAAUCAAAAUCUUUGAUAAAAAAGGCCCAAAUGGAUAUUUGGUUUUGUUCAUUUUGAACUGAGCAUGUUUCAGAAAGGUAGGAGCUUGGUAUUUAUUUGAGAUCUGCAGUUGUUGUAACCCUGGUAGAUCAUCACAGGGAUUCUGGUUGGACAUUCAGAUACAACAAACAUCAUGAACAUCAACUGGGUUUUUUGACUGACUCAGUGCUUUAUACAGUGCCAGCAAUGUUUACUUAGCCGUCACACCUGCAAAAGCACAGCAUACAGUUUGCUUAUCUGUAAUAUUUGUAUCCUUUGUAUGUCAGAAAUGGAUUAAAAAAAUAUGUAUGAUUCAGAUUGUUUUGUUAAAAGUGAUGCAUAGUUCCACUUGUUUUGUUUUUUUUAAAGCCCUCAUCCUUCCCUCAGCUGUUGUUUGUAGCCUCUUUGUUGAAGGAUCAGGUAAAGGCCUUAGUAUGUGUAAUUGAAGGAAUUCUGUUGUGAAAUUGCUCGAACGAUUAAAGAAAGUUUUAUCAUGCCAUUGACGGCGAAAAAG
Messenger RNA from Labrus bergylta (ballan wrasse), 1293 nucleotides. RefSeq names its product myosin, light chain 9b, regulatory (gene myl9b). Gene Ontology annotation, cellular component: myofibril; stress fiber; cytoplasm. The record is from RefSeq and is a predicted model, not a curated record. Gene Ontology annotation, molecular function: calcium ion binding. Gene Ontology annotation, biological process: platelet aggregation; myofibril assembly. NCBI's taxonomy places the organism in Eukaryota, Metazoa, Chordata, Actinopteri, Labriformes, Labridae.